Molecule: messenger RNA, 1562 nt
Organism: Asparagus officinalis (garden asparagus)
Lineage: Eukaryota; Viridiplantae; Streptophyta; Magnoliopsida; Asparagales; Asparagaceae
Product: serine--tRNA ligase
Exons: 8
Coding region: 101-1168 (355 amino acids)
Biological process (GO): seryl-tRNA aminoacylation
Cellular component (GO): cytosol
Molecular function (GO): serine-tRNA ligase activity; ATP binding; tRNA binding
Source: RefSeq, a predicted model, not a curated record
GCAUGACUUCAACAAGCUCACCAAGGAGAUCGCCCGCCUCAAAAUCGCGAAGGAGGAUGCGACGGAGGCGAUCAAGGGAACGGAUGACCAUAAGAAGAAGAUGGCGGAGAAGGAUGAGGAGGUGAAGUUGGCCAAGACGGAGCUUGAUGCCAAGCUUAUGACCAUUGGGAACCUUGUUCAUGACUCCGUCCCUGUUAGCAACGAUGAGGCGAAUAAUUUGGUGGUACGAACGUGGGGUGAGCGUCGGUUGGAAGGGAAGCUGAGGAACCAUGUGGACCUGGUGGAUAUGCUCGGCAUUGCAGAUCUAAAGAAUGGUGCUACUGUGGCUGGAGGAAGAGGGUUUUAUUUGAAAGAUGAGGGUGUCCUCUUAAAUAUUGCACUAUAUAACUAUGGACUUGCAUUUUUGAGGAAGAGGAACUACAACCUACUACACACACCCUUUUUCAUGAGAAAGGAAGUCAUGGCAAAAUGCGCUCAGCUAGCUCAAUUUGACGAAGAACUCUAUAAGGUAAUAGGCGAUGGAGAUGACAAAUAUCUAAUUGCUACUUCUGAACAGCCGUUGUGUGCUUAUCAUCUGGAAGAUCGGAUUUAUCCUACAAGCUUACCCAUAAGAUAUGCUGGAUUCUCUACUUGUUUCCGGAAAGAGGCUGGGUCCCAUGGUCGGGAUACACUUGGCAUUUUUAGAGUUCACCAAUUUGAGAAAGUGGAACAAUUUUGCAUCACCAGCCCAAACGGUAAUGACUCUUGGGAGAUGCACGAGGAAAUGCUCAAGAAUUCUGAAGAUUUCUAUCAAGAGCUGAAACUUCCUUAUCAAAUUGUAUCCAUUGUUUCGGGUGCCUUGAAUGAUGCUGCAGCCAAGAAGUAUGAUUUAGAGGCAUGGUUUCCUGCAUCGAAAACUUACAGGGAGUUGGUCUCUUGUUCAAAUUGCACAGAUUACCAAGCUAGAAGACUGGGAAUUGGAUACGGCCAGAAAAAGAAUGAUGAACAAGCAAAGCAGUUUGUCCACCUUCUUAAUUCUACUCUAACGGCUACAGAGAGGACCAUCUGUUGUAUACUUGAGAACUACCAGCGAGAAGAUGGAGUAGAGAUUCCAGAAGUACUACGCCCUUUCAUGUGUGGUAUUGAUUUUCUCCCAUUCAAGUCAGCUGCUGGAGGCAAGAAGAAAUGAUUACAACAACCACGUUCCUCCAUUCUACCUUUCUAUACAUACCCGUGCAACUGAAAAGAGGGCAUGUUUUGGCUACAAAACUUCACAGAUUUCUGGCAAUUUGCGGUUUUCUUCAAUUGGGGAGCCAUCAACCUGCAGGUUGGCAUUAGCUUUAUUGACUUCUUAUCCAAGAGGAAUUUCCUGUUUUGAUAGUAAAGAAUGCUUGGCUGAUUUGAUUCGGUGUUAUUUGCAAUGAGUUUAUGUGAGGUUGACUGAUCUUUGCACUCGUCUGUUAAUUGCAUACUUUUGUCAAGUGCUGGUAUCAUUUAACUUGGGUGUUAAGUCUGUAGUGUUAAUGUUUUUAACUUAUUACCCCUCUAGUUUCACCACUGAGUGAAUUUUUUUUACUCUUUUA